Molecule: messenger RNA, 418 nt
Organism: Caenorhabditis elegans
Lineage: Eukaryota; Metazoa; Nematoda; Chromadorea; Rhabditida; Rhabditidae
Source: the annotation of a RefSeq genome assembly
AGACAACGUCGGAUUUGUCGACUUGGAAGACCACCGCGUUUACACCGAAUCUUGCACUGAGAUUGAAAUCGGCGGAAAAUCAAAGGACAAAAUCACCCAUCGAGUGUUGAAAGUUGUGGUGAAGGCGACCGGCCAGGAAUCUAAACUAAACCACUAUCAAUGGGCUUCUUGGCCGGACCAUGGGAUGCCCGAUUCGUGUGACACGGCGCAUCGUCUCUUGUCGGCUGUCAAGAAGGAUAAGAAGCCCGUAAUUGCUCACUGCUCGGCUGGCGUUGGACGCACCGGGACUUUGGUGUUGAUCGAGUCGAUGAUUGCCGCACUCCGGCAUCCGAGAAAGCAGAAUGUGAAGGAUUCAUUCGUCUUGUUGAGAAAAGACCGCGCAAGAAGUGUUCGGGUAAUUAUUUAUAAAUUGAAAUAA